AUGGCGACCACAGACGAGACAAAGAAGGCUCGCAGCCGCGUCUACUUUGACAUCAAGAUCGGUUCAAAGACUGCUGGCCGUGUGGUGUUCGAGCUCUACGACGAUGUCGUUCCCAAGACUGCUGAGAACUUCCGAGCUCUCUGCACUGGUGAGAAGGGCUUGGGCAAGUCCGGCAAGCCUCUGCACUACAAGGGCUCCAUCUUCCACAGAGUCAUUAAGCAGUUCAUGAUCCAGGGUGGUGACUUCACAGAGGGCAAUGGAACUGGCGGCGAGUCCAUCUAUGGCGCUAAGUUCGAAGACGAGAACUUCAAUCUGAAGCACGAGAAGCCUUUCCUCCUUUCCAUGGCAAACGCUGGCCCUGGUACCAACGGAUCUCAGUUCUUCGUCACCACCGUCCCCACUCCCCACCUCGACGGCAAGCACGUUGUCUUCGGCGAGGUCAUCUCCGGCAAGUCGAUUAUCCGCCAGAUCGAGAACCUCACAACGCAGUCCGGCGACAAGCCCGUUCAGGAUGCGACCAUCAUCGGCUGCGGCGAGCUGUCGCCCGACCAGUUCGCGGCCGAGGACGCCAUCAAGCAGCCCGACGCGCUCGGCGACCCGUACGAGGACUUCCCGGAAGAUGAGGCGACGAACGGCGAGCUGACCGCCCAGCGCGUGCUCAAGGUCGCUACUGAGUGCAAGGAGUUUGGCAACAAGGCCUUCAAGGGCGGCGACUUCCAGCUCGCGCUGGACAAGUACCAGAAGGGUCUGCGCUACCUCAAUGAGGACCCGGACCUGGAGAAGGAGCCUGCGGACACCAAGACCAAGAUGAACGCCCUGCGCUUCACGCUCAACAGCAAUAGUGCCCUGAUGAACAUCAAGCUGCAGGCCUGGGACGAGGCCGCGCGCGCCGCUAGCAGUGCCCUCGAGGUCGCUGGUAUCACGGAUGCCGAGAAGGCGAAGGCCCUCUACCGCCGCGGUCUGGCGUACGUGCGCUUGAAGGACGAGGAUAAGGCCCUCGAGGACCUCUCGGCUGCGAACAAGCUCGUGCCCACCGACGGGGCUAUCUCCACCGAGCUAGCAACGGUCAAGAAGGCCCAGGCUGCUCGCACGGCGAAGGAGAAGGCUGCCUACAAGAAGUUCUUCCAGUAG
Molecule: messenger RNA, 1131 nt
Organism: Phaeoacremonium minimum UCRPA7
Lineage: Eukaryota; Fungi; Ascomycota; Sordariomycetes; Togniniales; Togniniaceae
Product: putative 40 kda peptidyl-prolyl cis-trans isomerase protein
Exons: 2
Coding region: 1-1131 (376 amino acids)
Biological process (GO): protein peptidyl-prolyl isomerization; protein folding
Cellular component (GO): intracellular membrane-bounded organelle
Molecular function (GO): peptidyl-prolyl cis-trans isomerase activity; protein binding
Source: RefSeq, a predicted model, not a curated record